AUGACCAAUCAAAUCAAUCAAUCUGACCAAUCUGGAUUGAUUGUUGCGGAGUCUGAUUUCUACAAUCUAACGAAAGAAUGGCUAAAAGCGCAGUGCUUGUUUUACGGUCUUAUAUCACCUGAAUCCGCAGAAUCACCAUCGAAGGACGUCAUUUUCGCAAGACUGAAGCAGAAUGAUAGCAGCUAUGGCAACAAUAUCUCUCCAAAUAAAGCUGCUGUAUUGGAGAUAUUCCACAAUCUGGAGGAACAAUGGGCGUUGUCGUUCCCUCAACAUCAAGCUUCGAGGGCUUACUAUGAAAACAAGAUACUGCAUGUUGAGAAUGGCUGUUGGUGUUUUGCUACGCACUAUACAAGAGAUCACGAUUGGAUAGAGACCCCCACGGAAGACAAUUGUUCCUCUGUGACAAAGCGAAAGCUGGAGGUUGAUAAAGACGCCAAAAGUGAAGAAGACAUCAAGGCAUCAUCACCAGAGCCAAAACUACAACUGCCCUUUCGGUCUCGCACACCGUCACGCUCCUUACGCAAGAGACAGAGAAAAAUGUCGCCAUCCCCAGAGCCCGAGAAUUACGAAGAAGUCGUAACAUAUACGUACGCGGAGCAACCUUCCGAACCACUGCCAGACACUGAGGGCGUCGACGAGGACAAAACAUCUCCUUGUGAAGCUGAACUAUUACCAUCCCUAUCAGCACCGCGGGCCGAUUCAUCAGUAGUAAUUACUGGAGAUGUUUUUCUAGACAUGCUGUCAUCUUACUCGCAUUGGCACUCGCUCCUCGAACUGAGAGACUACUUUUACAACGUGACAGCCACAUAUAUGAUAUUCACAGAAGCAUUUCAGGGCCUGGGUGCUGACAGUCUGCGACGUAGCAUCAAGAUCAACUAUCUCAAAGGACAUUCGACAAAGUUUGGCGUGCUUGAAGCCUAUCUUGACUUUGCUGUAGUUGAAGGUCCAGUAAUCCUAGGGCUCGACAAGAACUUCACUGCCGAGUAUCUAUGGGCAACUGCAAGUGAUAGAGAGCUUUAA
This is a messenger RNA of Pyrenophora tritici-repentis Pt-1C-BFP, 1020 nucleotides long. RefSeq lists its product as uncharacterized. NCBI's taxonomy places the organism in Eukaryota, Fungi, Ascomycota, Dothideomycetes, Pleosporales, Pleosporaceae. The record is from RefSeq and is a predicted model, not a curated record.